Messenger RNA from [Candida] anglica, 1485 nucleotides. Lineage: Eukaryota; Fungi; Ascomycota; Pichiomycetes; Serinales; Debaryomycetaceae. The record is from the annotation of a GenBank genome assembly.
AUGAUUUCCCUGUCCUUGAAGGCUUCAGUGCGUUCUACUUUUAGAAGCAAUGUUUUGAGAACCCCUGUUAGAAGUUAUGCUUUAUCUGCUUCUGCUCAAGCUCUCAUUUCCAAAUCUGUUCAACAUGUUGACCCAGAAAUGGCUGAAAUCUUAAGUCAAGAAAAGGCUAGACAAAAGAACUCCAUUACUUUGAUUCCUUCUGAAAACUUUACUUCUAAGGCUGUUAUGGAUCUUUUGGGAUCUGAAAUGCAAAACAAGUACUCUGAAGGUUACCCAGGUGAAAGAUACUAUGGUGGUAAUGAAUUUAUUGACAAGGCUGAAGCUUUAUGUCAAAAGAGAGCCUUGGAAGCUUUCUCCUUGGAUCCAAAGGAAUGGGGUGUCAAUGUUCAACCUCUUUCUGGUGCUCCAGCUAACUUGUACGCCUAUUCUUCUAUUUUAGAAGUUGGUGACAGAAUCAUGGGUUUGGACCUUCCACAUGGUGGUCAUUUGUCUCAUGGUUACCAAACUCCAACCACCAAGAUUUCUUACAUUUCUAAAUAUUUCCAAACUAUGCCUUAUAGAUUAAACGAGGAAACUGGUAUUAUUGAUUAUGAUACUUUGGAAGCCAAUGCUACUUUAUUCAGACCAAAGGUUAUUGUUGCUGGUGCCUCUGCUUAUUCUAGAGUCAUUGACUACGCCAGAAUGAGACAAAUUGCCGACAAGGUUGGUGCUUAUUUAUUGACUGAUAUGGCCCAUAUUUCUGGUAUCGUUGCUGCUGGAUACACUCAAACUCCAUUCCCAUUCUCUGACAUUGUUACCACCACCACUCACAAGUCUUUGAGAGGUCCAAGAGGUGCCAUGAUCUUUUUCAGAAAGGGUAUUAGAAAGGUUACUAAGAAGGGUAAGGAAAUUCCAUAUGAUUUGGAAAGAAAGAUUAACUUUUCCGUUUUCCCAGCUCAUCAAGGUGGUCCACAUAACCAUACCAUUUCUGCCUUGGCCGUUGCCUUGAAGCAAACCACAGCUCCUGAAUACAAGGAAUACCAAAAGAAUGUUGUUGAAAACGCCAAGUCUUUUGCUGAAGAAUUGGAAAACAAGGGAUUCAAAUUGGUUUCUGGUGGAACUGAUACUCACUUGAUCUUGGUUGAUUUGAGAUCCAAGAACAUUGAUGGUGCCAGAGUUGAAGCUGUUUUGGAAAGAGCUAACAUUGCCGCCAACAAGAACACCGUUCCAGGUGACAAGUCUGCCUUGUUCCCAUCCGGUUUGAGAGUUGGUACUCCAGCUAUGACCACCAGAGGUUUCGGUGCUGAAGAAUUUGCCAGAUGUGCCGCCUACUUCCAAAGAGCUGUUGAUAUCUCUUUGAAGUUGAAGGAACAAGAAGAAGGUACCAUUGCCAAGGAUAAGUUGGCUUCAUUCAAGAAAUUGGCUGAUGAAAGUGAAGAAGUUAAGGCUUUGGCCAAGGAAGUUUCCGAAUGGGCAUCUACUUACCCAGUUCCAGGUGACCUUUAA